AUGUCGGAGCGUGCGGGGGGCGGGCGCGGCGGUCGGGCGUGGGGGGCUCGGUGCGGGGCGCUGGGGCGGGUGCGGGUGCGGGUGGGGCGCGGGGUGGGGGGCGGGGUGCGGCUGCCGGUGGGGGCGGGGGCGCUGGGGGUCCUGGUCCUCUGCUGGCUCUACGUCUUCCCCGCCGAGCGGCUGCCCCAGGCCGACGACGUCCUCGACGCCCUAAGGGCCGCGCGGGCCCCGCCCUGGGCGCCCAACCACACCGCCCUGCGACGCUUCAGGAAGCAGCUGGAAGAUUGCUGUGACCCGGGCCAGCUCUUUGCUAUGACCAAGCUGAAUUCUCCUCAGGGGGCCAACCUGUGGUACGACGGAGAAUUUCUGUACUCGUUCACCGUGGACAACGAGACCUACUCCCUCUUCCCUCAGGCAACGCCCUUCAAGCUGCCAUUGAAGAAAUGUUCCGUGGUGGGAAACGGCGGGAUUCUGAAGAAGAGUGGCUGCGGCAGACAGAUCGACGAGGCCAAUUUUGUCAUGAGGUGCAACCUCCCGCCUCUUUCCAGCGAAUACACUAAGGAUGUCGGAUCGAAAAGCCAGCUGGUCACGGCCAACCCCAGCAUCAUUCGGAAAAGAUUCCAGAACCUGCUCUGGUCUCGAAAGACUUUCGUGGAGAGCGUGAAAGUCUACAAUCGCAGCUUCAUCUACAUGCCGGCCUUCUCCAUGAAGAGCGGGACCGAGCCCUCUCUCCGCGUCUACUACACCCUGGCCGACGCCGGAGCCGACCAGGCCGUCAUCUUCGCCAAUCCCAACUUCCUGCGCAACAUCGGCAAGUUCUGGAAGAGCCGGGGGAUCCACGCCAAGCGCCUCUCCACCGGCCUCUUCCUGGUCAGCGCGGCCCUGGGCCUGUGCGAAGAGGUGGCCAUCUACGGCUUCUGGCCCUUCUCGGUGGACCUGGGCGGCCGCUUCAUCAGCCACCACUACUACGACAACGUGCUGCCCGACUCCGACUUCCACGCCAUGCCGGAGGAAUUCCUCCAGCUCUGGUUCCUCCAUAAGAGCGGCAUCCUCAAGAUGCAGCUGGACCGGUGCGAAGACCCCCCCGUGCGGCCCACUUCCUAAAGACCGCCGGGCGGAGGGGGCCGGGCCCCGGGGGAUCGAUUUCAGAUUCCGCGCUGGCCUUCCGUUUCCGGGACCCCCGAGGGCUGAAGGGGAGAGCCCGGGGGGAGACGACGGUCCGAAACGUACCUCCGGGCCUCGCGGCUGGACGGACAUCGCGGGGGCCGUCUCGGGAGCCUGGCCGGGGUUUUGGGGG
Molecule: messenger RNA, 1297 nt
Organism: Ornithorhynchus anatinus (platypus)
Lineage: Eukaryota; Metazoa; Chordata; Mammalia; Monotremata; Ornithorhynchidae
Gene: ST8SIA1
Product: ST8 alpha-N-acetyl-neuraminide alpha-2,8-sialyltransferase 1
Exons: 5
Coding region: 1-1104 (367 amino acids)
Biological process (GO): N-glycan processing; oligosaccharide metabolic process
Molecular function (GO): alpha-N-acetylneuraminate alpha-2,8-sialyltransferase activity
Source: RefSeq, a predicted model, not a curated record